Branchiostoma belcheri (Belcher's lancelet) is the source of this 575-nucleotide messenger RNA. RefSeq lists its product as uncharacterized. Lineage: Eukaryota; Metazoa; Chordata; Leptocardii; Amphioxiformes; Branchiostomatidae. The record is from RefSeq and is a predicted model, not a curated record. The coding region runs from base 152 to 511 and encodes 119 amino acids. The transcript has 4 exons.
CUUCAGGCUGUACCAAUGCCAUGUCUUGUAGCUCAGAUUUCAUACUGCUUGGGAAAGUUCACACCUAAUGUAAUGUAAUGUCGACACUGCUUGGAACUUGUCAAGUGCAAGACUUGAAAAAACAACAAUAACUGCAGGGAUAGAUUCUGAUAUGUUACUCAAGCAUCUUUCCCUGGAGAGACAAGAAUUCAUCCUCCAAUCACAACUCAACAAUGAAGAGCAAGAAAUGGGCUUGCUUUGGCCCAUGGGAUCUCCACACCUGGAUUCAGUCAGCCACAACAACUUGGCCCCUUACUCCCUUUUCCCAUCCAGCCAGACUUGGCGCAGUGACAACAACACCAUCUCAUAUUGGCAGGCAGCAGACAGCAGCAGGACCUGGCACUCCUCCAAAACAUUCCUGCCCAAUCUUGUCCUGAGGAAAGCAUGCAUCACAUCAGGAUUCAGAUGCAUACAGUUGCUAUUCCAAGGCUCUGAUGAAAUGAUGGGAAUGCAGGGCUGGAGCCCAGAUUAGGCAGAGACUCAUCUUGUCCCCGCGAAAUCCUUAGGAGUCCCUACAGAUCCACGGACAAAUCAUC